CUUUUUCCAUUUACCUUUUAAAAAACAUUUCACAAAAAUGGAGUACGUUCCCGAUUCCCGGCAACAGCUCAUUCUGUGCUGCGAGUGCGGUACCGCCAUCCCGCCCAACCCGGCGAACAUGUGCGUGAACUGUGUGCGGUCCAUAGUUGAUAUCACCGAGGGCAUCCCGAAGCAGGCCACUGUCCACUGGUGCAAGAACUGCGAGCGCUACCUCCAGCCGCCGGCCUCCUGGCUGACGUGCGGGCUCGAGAGUCGCGAGCUGCUGGCUCUGUGCCUCAAGAAGCUUCGCGGCUUGACCAAGGUGCGACUGAUCGACGCCGGCUUUAUCUGGACGGAGCCCCACUCGCGCCGUAUCAAGGUCAAGCUGACCAUCCAGAAGGAGGUCUUUGCCGCGACCAUUCUGCAGCAGGCCUUCGAGGUUGAGUACGUUGUUGCGUCAAUGAUGUGCCCCGACUGUACCAAGGUCAUGGCCCAGAACACAUGGAAAGCACUGGUGCAGGUCCGCCAAAAGGUUGACCACCAGCGUACCUUCUUCUAUCUCGAGCAGCUGAUCCUCAAGCACAACGCGCACCAGGACACCAUCAACAUUAGAGAGGUCAAGGGUGGUCUGGAUUUCCACUACGCCCAGCGCUCCCACGCCAUCAAGAUGUGCGACUUUUUGGCCAGCAUGGUCCCCACGCGCUACAAGACCUCUGAGCAGCUCAUUUCCAGCGAUAUUCACUGCGGUACCUCCAACUACAAGUUUACAUACGCCGUCGAGAUUAUCCCCAUCUGCAAGGACGACCUGGUCGCUAUGCCCAAGAAGACUGCCAACUCGCUUGGCCACAUUGCGCCGCUCGCGCUGUGCACGCGCGUCGGUAACGCCGUGCACAUCAUUGACUUUAAAACCCUACAGACUGCCUGCGUUACUGGUCUGGUCUUCUGGCGCCACGAGGAUGUUACCCCCGUAUGCUCGAUGCGCGACCUCAAGGAGUUCUACGUCCUCGAUGUCGAGCUGCUCGGCCAGCGCCACGGCCGCUACGCCCUGGCAGACAUCACCAUCCAGCGCAUGGCCGAUGUCGGCAAGAACGACAACGAGAUCAUUGUCCGCUCGCAUCUCGGCAACCUGCUGAACUACGGCGACACCGUCCUGGGCUAUGACCUGGCCACAGCCAAUGUCAACAACAAGAACUUUGAAAGCCUCAACUCCGACGACGUGCCCGCGGUCGUUCUUGUCAAAAAGUCGUACCCCGAGCGUCGUCGCAAGCGCAAGCAGCGUAACUGGAAGCUCAAGUCCCUUACCAAGGACGAUGGUGACUUGGCUCCCAAGAAGCAGGAUCAGGACAAGCUCGAGGCUGACUUUGAGACCUUCUUGCGCGACCUUGAGGAGGACCCUGAGCUGCGCCAGAACAUCAACCUGUACAAGGACCCUAACACCAUCGCCGCUCGCCCCCAGAACGCGAUGGAGGAGAGCGACAUGGAGGACGACGGUGAGGAGCUUCCCGAGGUGCCCCUGGAUGAGCUCCUCGAGGACCUCAAGAUCAGCAGCGGCAGCGACGAUGACGAGGAGAUGGACGUGUAAACUGGCCGACCGACUAUAGAAUUCUUCCCCAUUUGUAUCUCGCCUUAUAUUUUGUAAAGAUCAGACAUAUUGCCUCAGACAAAGACAAGAGUCAAUUUAGCGGGCGAAAUACUCUAUUUAUUGUCCAGCCCUAAAUUUUGGCGAUAUGUUUAUUUUUUAGCUGAUAGUAUAUCAGGUUUAUGCAACCAAAAACGCGC
This is a messenger RNA of Kickxella alabastrina, 1758 nucleotides long. RefSeq names its product NMD3 family-domain-containing protein. The transcript has a single exon. Gene Ontology annotation, cellular component: nucleus; cytoplasm. NCBI's taxonomy places the organism in Eukaryota, Fungi, Kickxellomycota, Kickxellomycetes, Kickxellales, Kickxellaceae. Gene Ontology annotation, biological process: ribosomal large subunit export from nucleus. The record is from RefSeq and is a predicted model, not a curated record. Gene Ontology annotation, molecular function: ribosomal large subunit binding. Bases 38 to 1561 code for a protein of 507 amino acids.